AUGACCCUAUUCAAAUCUCAAGAUCUUUGGGAUUUGGUAGAACAAGGCUACACAUAUCCUGAUGAAGAAACAAGCUUGAAGAAGAAUACGAAGAAAGAUUUGAAGGCGUUGGUGAUUAUUCUGCAGGCUGUUCAUGACAACAUCUUCUCACAAAUUGCAGCGGCAACCACAUCGAAGCAAGCUUGGUCAACUCUGCAGAAAGAGUUUCAAGGUGACUCCAAAUUUAUCGUGGUGAAAUUGCAAUCACUACGGCGUGACUUUGAAACCUUGUACAUGAAGAAUGGAGAAUCAAUUGCUGAUUUUUUGUCUCGGGUCAUGACAAUUAUUAGUCAAAUGCGAUCGUACGGCGAGAAGAUUUCUGAUGAAACGGUUGUUGCAAAGGUAUUGAGAAGCUUGACUCUAAAGUUUGAUCACGUUGUUGCUACCAUAGAAGAAUCUAAGGAUUUGUCAGUUUUUUCCUUUGAUGAACUGAUGGGGUCCUUGCAAGCACAUGAGACAAGAAUUAAUCGAUCACUUGCAAAGAAUGAAGAAAAGGCAUUUCAAGUGAAGGACAUAGUCACCAAAGCUGUAGAAGGUGACAGUUUGACAAGCAGAGGUCGUGGAAGAGGAGGAUUUCGUGGUCGUGGUCGUGGUCGUGGUAACGGAAGAGGCAGAGGUCGUUUCGACUGGCAACGGCAGUCCGGUGAGCAAAGAAACAACAAGAAUGGUGCUCAAUGCUAUCAUUGUAAGAGGUAUGGUAAUAUAAAAGCUGAUUGUUGGUACAAAGAUCAGCAAGUGAAUUAUGCAACCGAAAAUGGAGAAGAAAGUAGUAAGCAUUUUAUGACUCAUUUUGAUCCUAACAAUAUGUCAAGCGAUGUGUGGUUCGUAGACAGCGGCUAUUCGAAUCAUAUGACAGGGAUGAAAUCCUUGUUCAAAGAGCUUGAUGAGACGUAG
Messenger RNA from Camellia sinensis, 933 nucleotides. NCBI's taxonomy places the organism in Eukaryota, Viridiplantae, Streptophyta, Magnoliopsida, Ericales, Theaceae. The record is from RefSeq and is a predicted model, not a curated record.